Molecule: messenger RNA, 1968 nt
Organism: Felis catus (domestic cat)
Lineage: Eukaryota; Metazoa; Chordata; Mammalia; Carnivora; Felidae
Gene: ACADS
Product: acyl-CoA dehydrogenase short chain
Exons: 10
Coding region: 93-1331 (412 amino acids)
Biological process (GO): fatty acid beta-oxidation using acyl-CoA dehydrogenase; butyrate catabolic process
Cellular component (GO): mitochondrion
Molecular function (GO): flavin adenine dinucleotide binding
Source: RefSeq, a predicted model, not a curated record
GGGGCCGGGGCCCGUGACGUCCCGCCUCCGGCCCCGCCCGCGCUGCCCGGAGCCCGCGCGCCUGCGGUCGCAGUUUGGCGGUGUUCGCGUCCAUGGCAGCUGCGCUGCUCGCCCGGGCCUGCGGCCCCAGCCUCCGAGCUCUGCGUCCUCGGGACUGGCGUCAGUUGCACACUAUCUACCAGUCUGUGGAACUUCCCGAGACGCACCGGAUGCUGCGUCAGACGUGCCGGGAAUUUGCCGAGAAGGAGCUGGUUCCCAUUGCCGCCCAGGUGGACAAGGAGCAUCGCUUCCCGACAGCCCAGGUGAAGAAGAUGGGCGAGCUCGGGCUUCUGGCCAUGGAUGUGCCCGAGGAGCUAAAUGGUGCCGGCCUUGAUUACCUGGCCUAUGCCAUUGCCAUGGAGGAGAUCAGUCGGGGCUGUGCCUCUACAGGAGUCAUCAUGAGUGUCAACAACUCCCUCUACUUGGGGCCUCUCCUGAAGUUCGGCUCCAAGGAGCAGAAGCAGCUGUGGAUUACCCCUUUUACCGGUGGUGACAAAAUUGGCUGCUUUGCACUCAGUGAACCAGGGAAUGGCAGCGACGCAGGAGCCGCCUCCACCACCGCCCGAGCGGAGGGCGACUCGUGGGUCCUGAACGGCACCAAGGCCUGGAUCACCAACGCGUGGGAGGCCUCCGCCACUGUGGUCUUUGCCAGCACAGACAGAUCCUUGCACAACAAGGGCAUCAGUGCCUUCUUGGUUCCCAUGCCGACGCCUGGGCUCACGCUGGGGAAGAAGGAAGACAAGCUGGGCAUCCGGGCCUCAUCCACGGCCAACCUCAUCUUUGAGGACUGCCACAUCCCCAAGGACAACCUGCUGGGGGAGCUGGGGAUGGGCUUCAAGAUAGCCAUGCAAACCCUGGACAUGGGGCGCAUUGGCAUUGCCGCCCAGGCCCUGGGCAUCUCCCAGGCCGCCCUCGAUUGUGCUGUGAACUAUGCCGAGAAUCGCAAGGCCUUCGGGGCCCCCCUCACCAAGCUCCAGAGCAUCCAGUUCAAGCUGGCGGACAUGGCCCUGGCCCUGGAGAGUGCCCGGCUGCUGACCUGGCGUGCUGCCAUGUUGAAGGAUAACAAGAAGCCUUUUACCAAGGAAGCAGCAAUGGCCAAGCUGGCUGCGUCGGAGGCUGCAACUGCCAUCAGCCACCAGGCCAUCCAGAUCCUGGGUGGCAUGGGCUACGUGACAGAGAUGCCGGCCGAACGGCACUACCGCGACGCGCGCAUCACUGAGAUUUAUGAAGGCACCAGCGAGAUCCAGAGGCUGGUGAUCGCUGGGCACCUGCUCAAGAGCUACCGGAGCUGAGCCCCACUCAGGUGUCAGGCUGACCUGAGGACCGAGGGGAAGGGGGCAGGAGCCAUGAGGCCUUAGCCCUGGCUCCCAUCAGGGAUGCUGGGGGGGGGGGGGGUGGACAGGCGGAGGGCGUGCCUGCCCUCUGCUGUGGACUCACCUGUUGCCCUCACUCUGCCCGCCCCAGACCAGACUGCCUGGGGGUUAAGUCUGGGAGAAAGGAAAGGCGAGGGGCAGUGGCCAGCAUCGGAGGACACCCAUCUUCAGCUCGGUUUUUUGGCUCUGCUACCUUUUCACAACCGUGCCUUGUUUUCUUCAUCUGAGUGGCCCUGGCCUCCUGGCGGCUGAGUUACCACCAUGGGGCCCCCAUUUCCUUUCUCAGGUGGGCCAGGCUCUUGGCAGUGUCUGCUCCUCUCCCUGAGGUCGGGAGUCAGGGGGAGGAGUUGGCUGGGGGCCAGAAUGACCGGGCCUCAUUGUAGCACAAGUUGUGUUCUCCUCAGGGUUCCCAGGGACGUCUCGGGAAGGCUGUGUGGCUGGGUGACUGUGGACGACCUGGCGCCCCAUAACCCUGUACUUUGUGUGGGAAGGGCUCCGAAUCACUCUUCGGGACAAUUGAGCGUGGAAACUAAUAAAGAAUACCUGUGCUCUGGUC